Galendromus occidentalis (western predatory mite) is the source of this 810-nucleotide messenger RNA. RefSeq names its product gastrula zinc finger protein XlCGF49.1-like. Gene Ontology annotation, cellular component: nucleus. The coding region runs from base 1 to 810 and encodes 269 amino acids. The record is from RefSeq and is a predicted model, not a curated record. The transcript has a single exon. Gene Ontology annotation, biological process: regulation of gene expression. NCBI's taxonomy places the organism in Eukaryota, Metazoa, Arthropoda, Arachnida, Mesostigmata, Phytoseiidae.
AUGGGAAGCACAAAGGAACAAACCGUCGUUCUCAACAAGUGUCACCGGGCAUCGUUCCCGAAAAAAGCCCCGCAACCCCUCCACUGCACAGAGGGCGAGAAAGACUUGAUUUCGCACAAUGCUCGUUCCCCGGUGCCCCGUCAGAACAAGACGCUGAGGAUCCACUUACGCACUCACGCCUCUCCCGAAUGCAAUGUCUGCUUUAAAAUGUUCCCCGACAAGCAGAGCCUGAUGAGGCACAACCGCGUACAUACCGGAGAGAGACCUUUCGUUUGCAGCGAAUGCGGAGCGAAGUUCACCCAGCGGGGUAAUCUCACAACUCAUCUUCGAACUCAUACAGGGGAAAAACCUUUCGUUUGCUCGGAGUGCAAAGAAGCAUUCUCCCAAAAUGCUCAUCUAAUUCGACACGUCCGAACGCAUACGGGCGAGAAACCGUAUCGAUGCCGUUUAUGUAAGCAGAGCUACGCUACGAAAACGUCCCUCGAUUUACACGUUCGGAUACACGCGGGGAAGAAACCUUUCCCCUGCAAGUUCUGCGGGCGUGGCUUCGCCGACAAAACGAAUCUCAAAUCCCACGAGCGAAUCCAUACCGGUGAAAAGCCCUACGUGUGUUUCGAAUGCAACAAAGCAUUCACCCAAAGCAAUGACCUGACUCGUCAUCUGAAACUCCACAACGGAAAACAAACCUAUCCAUGUGAUAAGUGCCCUCUCAAAUUCGCCUACGAAGAAAACCUCAAACAGCAUUAUAUCCGACAUGAGAAGAAUAGAGGAGAUUUUCAGCAGCGUUCCCGCCUCAUAGCUGACGCUUAG